AUGAAUCAGAUUCAAAUUUUUUGUUUUUAUUACCUUCACUUUUACGACUAUAUACCGACAAAGACAGAUACUAGAGUACUUUUCAAACCGCCAAAAACGGUGAAGGUGACAAUUAUCAAAGAAUGUAUAGAUGGUUUAGGCUAUUUGGCAUCUGUGAGAUAUACAGAGGACGCUGAUGGAGUCGAUAUAGUAGUGGGACAUAAGGACAUGGAGGAAUAUAACUGGGCCUUGGGUGAGGUAUUUGAGUGCGUCAACGGGUUAUACAAUGUGAGUGGUCUCAGUGCAGGUAGUUAUACAUUGCUAGUCAAGAGUAACGGUUCACCCUAUGACGGUACGCGGCAUGACCCGUCAAUAUUCAGACUGUUGCCUACGUAUGAGGAAGCGGAGGCGAAAGCGAGGAACAAUUUAAAUGAUUACGAAGCCAUCGACACCCCCAGUAACGUGAUAGGUAAUACCUCAUUGAGUGGUAUUCAGGGGGUGAUUGACCGGACGUUCCAUGUAAACCUAGAUGUUACGUUACAGGAAAAUGAAUGUUGGAAUGUGGGUACCGAAGUUUGA
Messenger RNA from Lodderomyces parapsilosis, 558 nucleotides. RefSeq lists its product as uncharacterized. The transcript has a single exon. The record is from RefSeq and is a predicted model, not a curated record. NCBI's taxonomy places the organism in Eukaryota, Fungi, Ascomycota, Pichiomycetes, Serinales, Debaryomycetaceae. The coding region runs from base 1 to 558 and encodes 185 amino acids.